AUGCGUAAGGGAGAGAUCGGCAACAUUCGGUCUCAGAAGUCUUUCCUCCAGCCGAUGAACGCACCCUCUUUCAAGGGAGGGAAAUCGACGAGUCCGAUUUCCGAGAUUUCAAGCAGGCACAAUGGAUUCCGAUCUCCAAGGAACGGGCACUCGGAGAUUGAAUAUGACAAGAGCGGUGAGGAAGACUAUCAACGUCCCAAUUACGAAGUAGGAAAACCGAGAAAAUUAGCUGUGGAAGACGACGAAGACUACAUCAAAACCAGGGCCCCUACACGAACCGGUUUUUACCCAGAAACGCGACGAAAUUCCUCAGCCGGAAUUGGGAACCGAAGGGGGAAGAUUUCCAAGGGGGAUCAAAAUCUUUUCAGGUCCUCCAGCUACGACCCUAUCAAACUCAGACGCUCGCAAAAUCCAAGGAAAGUGAAGGUCGUCACGUUCUACAAGAACGGGGACUCGAACUUCAUGGGCUUCCAGUUCUGGCUCCGGCCGGGCCGAGACGCGAGGAACCUGGAUGUUCUGUGCAGGCAGCUGUCGGCGCGGAUCCCAGGCCUCCCAUUGGGAGUGAGGUACAUUUUCACCAUGGACGGGGAUAUUAUUCGAAGACUAGAAGAAAUCCAAGAUGGGGGAACCUACGUCUGCUCGUCGGAUGGAAAUUUCAAGGAGCAGGUAUACGGAAUGAAACUGCUGUCCUCCUGGCGGAAGGUGGCCAAGUCACGGCCCAAAACGGUCAAACGCUAUCAGGCAUUCACUCCCGCUGUCCUUACACCCAUCCACCCUGAUGGCCAUACAUCCAUCCACUCCGAUGGCCAUUCCCCCUUCCAACCCGAUGACCAUUCCCCCUUCCCCGCCUUCAACCCCAACAGAAAGAAACGGGACUCCCGAGGUGGCAAGCGGAUUUGGGUCGUCAACAUCGACGACCACGACUCCAAGGGCGAUUGCCUGUUGAGCAAGAAGAUGGAGAGCUUCGAAGAUGUCUUGAAAAUUCUCGGUCACGUACUCAAGAUGCGCAAGGUCAAGGCCAUGUACACCCUCAACGGCGAAGAGGUGAGGAGCCUCUCUCAACUGAGCCAUUACUAUGACAACACCGAGCAAGACACCUUCUUCCUGGAAGAAGUGAAAGAUUCCUCUCUUGGGUCAAUGAAGCAGAGAAAUCGCAGUUUCGACAGAGGGUCAGAGAUCAACAACAGAGAUCUUUCCCCCUCCCUCCCUUCAAGCAAGGGAACCACAGGCGUCCAAGCUUGGAGGAAAGACGCAGUGACGGUGACGAUUCGAGGCCAGGACCAUGUCAUCGCGAAGCCCUCGCAUGUCCCGCCCUCUAAUGCAUCGGCCCCCGAAAAGCAACUUCGUCUCGACUGGGUAUAUGGAUUCCAAGGCGCCGACACUAAGCGGAAUCUGUGGGUCCUGCCGACGGGGGAACUCCUUUACUUUGUGGCGACGGUGGUGGUCAUGUACGACGUGCAACGACGCGACAGGCACGACGACAAGCAGCGCCACUACACGGAGCACACCGAAGACGUCACCUGCCUGGCGGUGCAUCCGGGGAACGAGCUGGUCGCAUCCGGGCAGAAGGAGGGGUGGACGCAGGACGGGAAGGACCCCGGCCCCCACAUCCGGAUCUGGUCCCUGGCCACGCUGACCACCCUGCGGACGCUGACCGCCCGGAAAGCCUUCAGCGACUCGGUCUGGAUCGGCGUGGGCGCCCUCGCCUUCUCCGCUCAGGUCCGAUUCCGGCGUCUCAGGCGGCGAACGCCACAUUUGCCCGCGACCGACCUUUCUUGUGCAAUUCAGGACGGAGGGAAGCACUUGGCGGCUGUGAUGGCGGGGGAAGUGCAGGAACUUCUCGUCUGGGACUGGAACGUGAAACCGAAGGAAACAGUCGCCAGGGCACAGGCGGACCAGGGCGACAUCCUCGGAGUGGCCUUCCACCCGGCGGAGGACCUGCUCAUCUCGCACGGAAACGCCUUGUCAGCGUGGAAGGAGCGCGGAUCCGCCAUGCUCGAAAGGGACGAUCUCGUGGAAGAGGCUCACGAAGGUCCUGUGAGUACACUUCUGUUUUCACCCAUUGGCUCACUUUAUUCUGGAGGGGAAGAAGACCGAAGAGUUGUUUCAUGGGACAGCGAUACAUUCCAACAACUCGAAGCCGUCAAGUUGCCGGAGAUAGUCGGAGGGGUGCGAGCGAUCCAGGCGGGUAGAAGCAGAGUGGGGUCGCACGAGGAGCUGUUCGUGGGAACGACCAAGAACCUGGUUCUCCAAGGAACGCUCGAGACCACAUUCCAGCCGGUUGUGUUCGGCCAUGCGAGCCAACUGUGGGCCCUGGCCGUGCAUCCCAGCCAGCCUGUUUUCGCCACCGCUGGCUACGACCGCAACAUCGUCAAGUGGAGGGCGCACGAGCCCGAGUGGAGGGUUCAUUCUGAGUGUUCGUGCGCGGCGUGGAACGAGGACGGGAGCCUCUUGGCUGUGGGUUCCAUCACGGGCCACGUCACUGUCCUACGAGGAGAGGACGGGAGACUUGUCGUUACGUUCAUUGUCGGAGGUUCUCAUGUCACUUGUGCCAGCUUUUCCCCCGAUGGAAGUCAGCUGAGCCUGGGCGUCGGGACGGGGAACGUGUACAUUUACAGAGUGGACAGGGCUGGAAAUGCCUUUCGGCGAGGGACCGUCCUCAAUGUGUCUCUGAACCCUGAACGCUUGGAUUGGUCGACUGAUUCUCGGUACAUCAGGACUCAGUCCCAAGAUGAUGUCGUGAUUGUUUGGGAAGUUAAGGGUGAAUCGAGCGAGACGGAUCAGAGCAAGACCCGGGACAUCUCAUGGGCCACACACAACUGCACCCUCUCAUAUUUCACGUCUGGUGAGUCGAGGAGGUUCAUCCAAGCAUUGGGUUGGCAUUCCGCCGGUGAAAGGAGGUAUUUCAAUGCAAUAGGGAUGUGGAGGAGCAUAAGUUCCACCGGUGAAGUGAUCAUUUCCACUUGCGACUUAUCCGCCUCAAAGAAGCUGCUGCUGGCCGGAGGCGGAGACGGCAGACUCUUCCUCUUCAGGUACCCAAGUAUAGAUCCCAAAGCGAAGUAUCACAUGCAAAGGGCCAUCAGCGCAUACAUCUCUUGUGCUCGUUUCCUGCAAGACAGCCUCAUCAUUGCAGCCGGAGGAACCGAUGCUACUCUUAUGCAGUGGAGGCUGGUGUGA
Darwinula stevensoni is the source of this 3177-nucleotide messenger RNA. The record is from the annotation of a GenBank genome assembly. NCBI's taxonomy places the organism in Eukaryota, Metazoa, Arthropoda, Ostracoda, Podocopida, Darwinulidae.